GCGCCAGCCACGCUUCCAUGCGGCGGCUCCGCGUGAAUAAAGACCUUGGGAUGCCUCGAGCGACCCCCCUUUCCCUAGCCUUGGUAGCUAGACCAUUCCGCUCGCUCAGCACGCAUCCCGAACCUCUCAAGCAACAUGCGUACCUCCACCCUGUCUCUGGGCGCCCUGGCCGUGGGCCUCGCCGCUGCCCACACCUACCCCAACUGCGAUACGGACAACUGCUACCGCAACCUGAUCGAUGAGCGGUUUGCCGCCGAGGCUGUGUCCUGGUGCCCGGAGUUCCUCGCCGGCACCACCACGGCUGCCUCGGCCAUCCCGACCGACUUCAGCAACUGCGGUGGAGACGUCAAGGCUGUGAGCUCGGCCUGCUCGUGCAUCACUUACACGGCCACGCACACCACGGGCAGCGAGACCUCCACCAGCACUGAGGCUCCGUCGACCACGAGCACCAGCACCACUGAGGUCACUCCCACGACCACGACCACGACCACCCCCUCGGCCCCGACCACCACCCCAACCACCACCGAGACCGACACGGAGACGUCGGCCUGCGAGAGCGAGACCAAGACCGAGACGGAGACGUCGGCCUGCGAGAGCGAGACCCAGACCGAGACCGAGACGUCGGCCUGCGAGAGCGAGACCCAGACCGAGACGGAGCAGCCCACCAGCACCUCGACUACCCAGUGGACCACUUCGACCUACACGACCACCAUCACCCGCACCAUCACCUCGUGCGCCUCCACCGUGACCAACUGCCCGGCCCACAGCACCGUCACCACCUCCGAGGUCAUCGUCACCACCACCGUCUGCCCCGUGACCGAGACCCCCACCGGCCCCGCCGUCACCGUGCCGACCGCCAGCGUGCCGCCCGUCUACACCCCGACCUCGAUCGGCACCGUCACGAUCCCGACCCCGACCUCCAACCAGGGCGGCGCCGGGUCCAGCCCCACCCCCUCGCUCCCCGUCACUGCCGGUGCCGGCCGUGCCGUCCGCGGUGUCGAGGGCGUUGCCGCCGUCGCCGGCCUGCUCGCUGCCUUGCUUUAAGCGGGCGCGCUCUGCGCUUGAGUGCGCGGGGUUCCUUUUGGGACACCCUGAGCAUUUUCCGUUGAUGGUAGUCGUUGUUUUGCAUGAUAGAGUUGGAGAGCAGAGAGCCUGCGUCGAUGUUGCAGCUGUAUCACGAAUCGGAUGCCUGUUGAUGAUGCAUGAUACAUACCUGCCCUGUCGGCUUCCAUUCUUGUAGAUAUGUUGAUACCUGUAAUGGGGAUGUGCCGGUUGUCGAGUCUGUGCGCCGGAAUUUUCCAUCUUAUCCGCUGGCCUGUGUGCCCUUCCUUGUCUUGCACCUUUCAGACGGCCCUGGGCUUCUUAUGGCCCUCGAUAGUCCCUUGGCCAACUCCCUGCUUGGCAAUUGGCAGCCUGCGGAGGAUUGCAUUGAGGCUUGCGCCACGUCCAUACAUACACUCUGUAGUGUAGUGUUGUCAGCGUUAACGAUGUGAGUGGGGGCCGAAGAGGCUCUCGGUUCCGCCGCGUUGCUGCCAAUCAAUGGUUCAAGGAAGCAUUUACAAUUGCGGCUGGUUGGAUCAGGACAGGGGGGCCCGACCUCACAACCAAGCGCACCAAUGCACUCAUAUUCCGUAGUUAAA
Molecule: messenger RNA, 1640 nt
Organism: Thermothielavioides terrestris NRRL 8126
Lineage: Eukaryota; Fungi; Ascomycota; Sordariomycetes; Sordariales; Chaetomiaceae
Exons: 3
Coding region: 136-1044 (302 amino acids)
Source: RefSeq, a predicted model, not a curated record